Messenger RNA from Rhincodon typus (whale shark), 1317 nucleotides. RefSeq names its product UDP-Gal:betaGlcNAc beta 1,3-galactosyltransferase, polypeptide 1b (gene b3galt1b). Bases 1 to 981 code for a protein of 326 amino acids. The record is from RefSeq and is a predicted model, not a curated record. The transcript has a single exon. Gene Ontology annotation, cellular component: membrane. Lineage: Eukaryota; Metazoa; Chordata; Chondrichthyes; Orectolobiformes; Rhincodontidae. Gene Ontology annotation, molecular function: N-acetyl-beta-D-glucosaminide beta-(1,3)-galactosyltransferase activity.
AUGGCUUCAAAGGUCUCAUGUUUAUAUAUUUUAACAGUUGUUUGCUGGGCAAGUGCUCUUUGGUACUUGAGUGCAACUCGUCCUUCAUCUUCUUAUGUUGGGCACAGCUCUUUUUCCCGUAUUGCAGUUGAACGAAAAAAUUUCAGCUUUACUAAUAUUCGAACUCGUUCCCUGAAUCCACAUAAUUUCAAUUACCUUAUUAAUGAGCCUAACAAAUGUGAGCAACUUAGCCCUUUCUUGGUGAUUCUUGUAAGCACAACACACAAAGAGUUUGAUGCAAGGCAGGCCAUAAGAGAAACAUGGGGAGAUGAAAACAACUUCAAAGGAAUACAACUGGUCACUUUAUUUUUGCUUGGAAAGAACACAGACAAUGUUUUGAAUGAGAUGGUAGAACAGGAGAGCCAAAUUUUUCACGACAUUAUUGUGGAGGACUUCCUGGAUUCCUACCAUAACCUUACUCUGAAAACUUUAAUGGGUCUGAAAUGGAUAGCCAACUUUUGUUCAAAAGCGAAGUAUGUAAUGAAAACUGACAGUGAUAUUUUUGUCAAUAUGGACAAUUUGAUCUACAAAUUACUGAAACCAAACACAAAGCCACGGAAAAGAUAUUUUACUGGCUAUGUUAUUAAUGGGGGACCUAUAAGGGACAUUCGCAGCAAGUGGUAUAUGCCCAGAGAUUUAUACCCUGACAACAAUUACCCACCAUUCUGUUCAGGCACAGGAUAUGUCUUUUCUACAGAUGUGGCUGAAGCUAUUUACAAAACAUCUCUUCAUACUAGGAUGCUGCAUCUUGAGGAUGUCUAUGUUGGACUAUGCCUGCGGAAACUUGGCAUUCAUCCCUUUCAAAAUAGUGGUUUCAAUCAUUGGAAGGUUUCAUACAGUUUGUGCAGGUAUCGUAGACUAAUUACAGUGCACCAGAUAUCUCCUGAAGAAAUGCAGAGGAUUUGGAAUGAGAUGUCAAGCAAAAAACAUCUUCGAUGCUAAAUGUACAGAAGUACAUGAAUGAUUUACAAAUGCAUUUUGUUGCCACUCAACCUCCAAUCAGCAAUCUAUGUUGAUUCACUACGGCAGUGAAAAUGUUUUUACAGCAGAAAAGGAGCUUAAACUGCUCAUAAUGGCACCCACUGUCACAAACAUAAAUACUGAAUAAUUUACCCUAACAGUUAAUGACUGCAAUUACUAUCAUAAAUAGUAAUUAAUUGAAAUGCUCUUGUUUGUUUGUUGGACUGUACAUUUUAAGUAAAUCAAAAAGGCUGGAUGUAUGUUUUAGUUUAUUUAAAAAUAAUUCAUUGUGUAUUGAUCUAUGUGUCAAGGGAUAAA